Messenger RNA from Brassicogethes aeneus, 2509 nucleotides. The record is from the annotation of a GenBank genome assembly. Lineage: Eukaryota; Metazoa; Arthropoda; Insecta; Coleoptera; Nitidulidae.
GCCAAAAGUAAAUUGUAAUAAACGUUUUUUGACGUAAAAGUAGGUUAUGAUAUAAAAAUAAUAACAACGGGUAAUUUAUAGACCUUGCAUUAAAUUGGAUUAAGUUAAAGCUAUGGCAGGUGAUAAAAAACGUAGGUCUAGAAGUAGGGAACGUACAGAUAAAGAAAGGGACAAGAGAGUAAAAAGGUCCAGGUCCAGGAGUAAAGAGAGAAGAGAUAAAAGACACAGGUCGCGUUCCAGGGAAAAAGAUAAAACCGACUUAAAUAAAUAUGGUAGAAAUGAUCGUGAUAAAUAUGUUAAUUCAGAACGAGACAAAAAAGGUGAUAGGUUGGAUAAAAGGGAUGAUAAAGAUAGGAAAAGUGGUAGUAGUAGCGGUAAGGAUGUUAAACCUGAAACUGAGGAAAGUAAGGUCAAGGUAGAGACUAAGCCACAGCUUAAAAAGGAAACUAAAAAGGAGCCAUUGUCGCUGGAGGAGUUGCUGGACAAAAAAAAGGCAGAGGAGGCAGCAAAAAGCAAGCCUGUAUUUUUGACUAAAGAGCAAAGAGCAGCAGAAGCAUUAAAACGUAGACAGGAAGAAGUGGAUAAACAAAGAAAACAACGCGAAAUGGACAAGAAAAUCGUGGAAACAAUGCAAUCUUCUCGAGUGGAAGAAACGAGAAAGGACGACAGAGAAUUCAGAAGGCCCAGAGACAGAGAUAAGGAGGAGGAAAAGCAGAAAGACAAGGACAAAGAAAAGGAAACUGACGCGAUCAAGGAGAGGUACUUGGGGUUGAUUAAGAAGAAGAGGAGGGUGAGGAGGUUGAACGACAGGAAGUUCGUCUUCGACUGGGACGCCGGCGAGGACACCUCGCUGGAUUACAAUUCUCUGUACAAGGAGAAGCACCAGGUGCAAUUCUUCGGGCGCGGAAACUUGGCGGGCAUCGAUAUCAAGGCUCAGAAGAGGGACCAGAGCAAGUUUUACGGCGAGCUGCUGGAGAAACGCAGGACCGAGGCCGAGAAGGCGCAGGAAAAGGUGAGGCUGAAGAAGGUGCGCAGGAAGGAGGAGAAGCAGCUGUGGGACGAUCGCCAUUGGUCGGAGAAGGAGGCGCCGGAAAUGACGGAGAGGGAUUGGCGUAUAUUCCGGGAGGAUUACAAUAUCACGAUCAAAGGCGGCAGGAUUCCGAAUCCGGUUAGAAGCUGGAAGGAGUCCGGUAUCCAGAAGGAGUUGCUCGAGAUUGUCGAGCAGGUAGGUUACAAGGAGCCCACGCCCAUCCAGAGGCAGGCCAUCCCGAUCGGUAUGCAGAACCGCGACAUCAUCGGCGUGGCGGAAACCGGUUCCGGUAAGACGUUGGCCUUCCUGUUUCCGCUGCUGUCCUGGAUCCAGAGCCUGCCGAAAAUCGAGCGUACCGAGGACGCCGAUCAGGGUCCGUACGCGAUCAUUCUGGCGCCCACUCGCGAGCUCGCGCAGCAAAUCGAGGAGGAGACGGUCAAGUUCGGUCAGCCGCUCGGCAUCAGGACCGUGGUCGUGGUGGGCGGUUUGAGCAGGGAGGAGCAGGGUUUCAGGCUGCGGAUGGGCUGCGAGAUCGUCAUAGCGACGCCCGGUCGUCUCAUCGACGUGCUGGAAAACAGGUAUCUGGUGCUGAACCAGUGCACGUACAUCGUCAUGGACGAGGCCGAUCGCAUGAUCGAUUUGGGCUUCGAGCCCGACGUGCAGAAGAUUUUGGAGUACAUGCCCGUCACGAACCUCAAACCGGACAACGAGGACGCCGAGGAUAGCAAGGUCUUGCUGGCGAACUACAACAGCAAGAAGAAGUUCAGGCAGACCGUCAUGUUCACGGCUACCAUGCCGCCGGCGGUGGAAAGACUCGCCCGGACGUACUUAAGGAGGCCCGCCGUGGUCUACAUCGGUUCCAUCGGCAAACCGGUCGAGAGGGUGGAGCAGAUCGUGCACAUCAUGGGCGAGAACGACAAACGCAAGAAGCUCAUGGAGUACCUGUCCAAAGGGGUCGAUCCUCCCAUCAUCAUCUUCGUCAACCAGAAGAAGGGCGCCGACGUUCUGGCCAAGGGGCUCGAGAAGCUGGGUUACAACGCUUGCACCCUGCACGGUGGCAAAGGGCAGGAGCAAAGAGAGUACGCGCUGGCCAGUCUCAAGUCCGGGGCCAAGGACAUGCUGGUUGCCACCGAUGUCGCCGGUAGAGGUAUCGACAUCAAAGACGUUUCCAUGGUUAUUAACUACGAUAUGGCUAAAACAAUUGAAGAUUACACCCAUCGUAUUGGUAGAACUGGUCGUGCUGGUAAAACUGGUAUCGCAGUUAGUUUUUGCACCAACGACGAUUCUCUCUUGUUCUACGAUUUGAAACAAAUGCUGCUGUCAUCGCCGGUUUCGACUUGCCCGCCUGAGUUGAUGAAUCACAGCGAAUGCCAAAACAAACCCGGAAGCGCCCCCAAGCGGCGCAGAGACGAAAUGAUUUUUGCUUAGGUUAAGUUUUAAUUAUGUUUAGUUUUUAUUAAUAAAUUUAGUACCCAUACA